UUGUUUCCUGAAAUGUUCUGAACUGUCGUUGUUGUUGUUGUUGUUGUUGUCUCCCAGGUAUCAUGCUCCUUCUGUUGUGCUUCUUUGCCUUUAUGCACUGCUGGCUAAACCUCUUUGGGGAGCUGCUGCAUUUUGCUGACAGGAUGUUCUACAAGGACUGGUGGAAUUCCACGUCAUUUGCCAACUAUUACCGUACAUGGAAUAUUGUAGUUCACGACUGGCUGUACUAUUAUGGAUACAGAGACUUCCUCUGGCUGUCGAACAGGAGAUUCCGCGCAGCUGCCAUGCUUUCCGUCUUCAUCGUCUCCGCAGUCGUCCAUGAAUACGCCCUGGCCAUGGGCUUCGGAUUCUUCUACCCCGUCAUGUUCUGCCUUUUUGCAGUUUUUGGAGUGGUUUUUAAUUUCACUCUGAACGACAAACGUCAGAGCCCCGUGUUCAACAUCAUCAUGUGGACGUGUCUUUUCGUCGGCCAGGGCAUCCAGGUGUGUCUGUACUGCCAGGAGUGGUACGCUCAGAUACACUGUCCGCGGAAAGAGAAUAGCUUUUGGGAGCUGGUGACGCCUCGGUCCUGGUCCUGCACCUAUCAGAGAUGAAGCUGCUGUUCUCGCAAGAUGGCGGAAGGAGAUGGAGAUACAUGCAGUAAACAGACACUAAUGGACAAACAAGAAAACUAAUUUUUUUUUUUCCAUCGUAUGUUUCAAUCAUUCCGGGUCAAGAUGUGAGUCUGUAGUCUCGACCUCCAUGGAGGGGGUAUGUUUGUUCGUCAUAUGUCUAUACGUGAGAGAUCUUUCUGUUAUUUGGUCCCAGAUCCAUUACAGGAUAUUGAAAAAGCGGUUGUUGACUUUGGGAGAUAAGGGUGUGUGGGAAAACACAGUGACCUUGGCCGAGGCUCCUACUGUCUGUAUGUAUUGUGAUUCAACGUAUAGACAUAUAGACAUAUGUUUACUAAAACAUUUGUGUUGUAGAUUUGUGUGUUCUGUGAUAAAUGUGUUAAUUUAUUCGAGCAAUGUAUAAAUGUGUGCUGUAAGUGAUAUAAAUGUUUUGACCUAUAAA
Molecule: messenger RNA, 1053 nt
Organism: Cynoglossus semilaevis (tongue sole)
Lineage: Eukaryota; Metazoa; Chordata; Actinopteri; Pleuronectiformes; Cynoglossidae
Product: sterol O-acyltransferase 1-like
Exons: 5
Coding region: 63-593 (176 amino acids)
Biological process (GO): cholesterol metabolic process; cholesterol efflux
Cellular component (GO): endoplasmic reticulum membrane
Molecular function (GO): cholesterol binding; fatty-acyl-CoA binding; cholesterol O-acyltransferase activity
Source: RefSeq, a predicted model, not a curated record